AUGAACCAAACUGGCUCAAUCAACUCACGUCCACUUCCAUUGUGGUAUGAUCAAUCCAAGUUUGGUAUCUUCAUUCAUUGGGGUGUCUACAGUGUCCCUGCAUUCGCCGUUCCCGUUGCCCCAGGUGCUGAGUGGUAUUGGUACAACCUAGAGACACCAUCAUCAGACAAUGGUGCCACCCAAGCCUACCACAACGCCUCGUUUGGUCCAGACUUCACCUACCAGCAGUUUGCACCAAUGUUCCGCGCCAACCUCUUUGACGCAGACCAAUGGGCAGAGUUGUUCGUCCAGUCCGGCGCCAAGUACGUCGUUCUGACCAGCAAGCAUCACGAUGGUUUCUGCAACUGGCCCUCUGACCAGAGCUGGGGCUGGAACUCGGUGGACGUAGGUCCCGGCAUCGACAUUGUCGGCAUGCUCUCCAAAGCCGUCAAGAACACCGGUCUGCACAUGGGACUCUACCACUCGCUGUUCGAAUGGUUCAACCCAAUCUACUUGGCCGACAAGAACUCGGGCAACCCACCCACCAGAGACGUCUACAUCACCGACGUGUUGCAGCCAAUGCUCAAGGACAUUGUCAACUCGUACGAGCCAGAGGUGAUCUGGGCCGAUGGCGACUGGGAUGAGAACUCCACCUACUGGCAAUCCACUGAGUUCCUGGCCUGGCUCUACACCAACUCCUCCGUAAAGGACACCGUCGUCACCAACGAUCGUUGGGGAGCAGACUGUGGUGGUGUUAACGGCGGCUACUGGACUCCAUCCGAUCGUUUCAACCCAGGCAAGUUGCUCACUCACAAGUGGGAGAACUGUUACACUAUUGGUACAUCAUGGGGAUACAACCAAAAUGAGGCCUUGAUUUGGUACCAGAACACAACAUCCCUCAUCCAGACCCUCGUGUCCACUGUCAGCUGUGGAGGCAACCUCUUGCUUGAUGUUGGCCCCACCUUUGAUGGAGUGAUCCCAAUGAUCAUGCAAGAGAGAUUGAUGGGCAUGGGAGAAUGGUUGAACGUCAGUGGAGAGGCUAUCUACAACUCGACUUGGUGGCGUGCACAGAAUGAUACUAUCGACGAGACCAUCUGGUACACGACCAACUCUGACUCUGGUGCCGUCUACGCCAUUUCGUUCAUCUGGCCAGAGGACUACCAACUCACCCUGGUGCACCCAGUCGUCACCUCCAAGACCACCGUCGAGCUGCUCGGCUACAAUGGCCCAGAGCUCAGCUUCAAGUCCCUCGGUCAGUCUGGUAUGGAGAUCAAACUGCCUAUGAUGGCACCCGGAUCCUUCCCACCACAUGGUGUCUACACAUUCAAGCUCCUCAAUGUGCUCUAA
This is a messenger RNA of Acytostelium subglobosum LB1, 1326 nucleotides long. RefSeq lists its product as hypothetical. NCBI's taxonomy places the organism in Eukaryota, Evosea, Eumycetozoa, Acytosteliales, Acytosteliaceae. The coding region runs from base 1 to 1326 and encodes 441 amino acids. Gene Ontology annotation, cellular component: lysosome. Gene Ontology annotation, biological process: glycoside catabolic process; fucose metabolic process. Gene Ontology annotation, molecular function: alpha-L-fucosidase activity. The record is from RefSeq and is a predicted model, not a curated record. The transcript is spliced from 5 exons.